Messenger RNA from Cetraspora pellucida, 214 nucleotides. The record is from the annotation of a GenBank genome assembly. NCBI's taxonomy places the organism in Eukaryota, Fungi, Glomeromycota, Glomeromycetes, Diversisporales, Gigasporaceae.
UGAUAAUGAUAUUGAAAUUGAUGAAUACGAAGAUGAAAAUUUAAAUGAUAUUUUGAAAAAAGAAAAAAAGAAUGAUAUUGAUAAUGAUUUUAUGUUUGAUAUAGAAGAAGUUCGAGAUAAAAAAAACAAAACUAUUAUUAAAGAAAUUCAAGAUGAAUUAGGUAAUAAUGAUGAAAAAAUUAGUAAAUGCGUUAAACUUAAAAAUAUUAAAAAG